Cyprinus carpio (common carp) is the source of this 1721-nucleotide messenger RNA. RefSeq names its product transmembrane protein 244 (gene tmem244). NCBI's taxonomy places the organism in Eukaryota, Metazoa, Chordata, Actinopteri, Cypriniformes, Cyprinidae. The record is from RefSeq and is a predicted model, not a curated record.
CAAUUAAGUGAGCAUGGGGUGAAUGGAAAAUACAUUUGGUAGAAUUGGUUUGAGUGGAUAUUCCUUAAAUUUCAACACAAGCAUGUUUAUUUUUGUUAAUAAAAAAUAUCCAAAAGAUGCUUCCUAACAGGAAUGACCCAGAUAUUAUUUCAAACAAGUAGGGCUUAAUUUUGUGCAUGCUCUUACCCAUGUGUUGCAGUUGGUGCACAGUGAAAACUGAAAUCUGCACCAUUUCUACAGUUUUAUCAGUGCUACAGAACAGAGACCAAUCCUGAAACACGUUCGUACAGCCAACUGUGCUAGCGGGAUGCUAAUGUGAGGUAUUCUAGCACAGCCUUACUUAACCAGGAGUAUUUUUAGUGUGUGUGGGUAAUCAGUUAGUGUAGCCCGGGCCUGGAGGUGGGCUUUAUCCUGCCCAGAUUUACAGGAGCGUUUUAGAGCGUGGCUAAUCUUAUUAAGAGCAGCCAUGACAGAUGCACUGAUUCAGUCUUCUGCUACCUGCGAGAGCGCCGAGCAGAGAAUCGCUGGCCAUUCAUGUUGUUGGACUACUGCUGCCGGUGCUGUGGGACCACGCUGAUCAAACGCCAUGCCCAGCAUCUGCCCAUCAGCAGCAAGCUGCAUGACACCUGGGCUGUUCUUCAGAACCUGUUGAUGUGUAUGCUGUGCUUCUACUCUCUCUACUAUAUUGUGGUCAGUCUCUGCAUCGGCAUUCUCAGGGUGGAGGAGGUGGACAGCUUGUUAGCACCUUUUGACUACACAACUCAACCAUCAUGGCAAAGUCCCAAAUAUUUAGUGAGUGUGAUCUCCACCGAGGUGACGUAUGUUCUGGGCUGACAUACACUCGCAUCGAUCAUGAAUGAGUGUGUGUGGGACUACGCCAUCACUGUCACACUGCUGCACGUCGCUCUGACCGUAGCAGUUAUGGCUGAUUUUCCCUCGACAGAGCAUUGGUGGAUUGCUCUCGGCUCUGGGUUGUUGAUGAUGAUUUUUGGCGGGCAGCUCCUGGCUUACAGACUCUUCAGAAGUAAUUUUGUGCAUCCAGCAGAUCUUCAGAAUUUCUGACACGCUGUGGAACAUGUACAGGGAUGAAUUUUCUCAGUUUUGUAUUUCUUUUUUACAUCAUAGGUAGUUUGAAAUAGUUUUGUUAUUCCUAACAAUAUUUUGUCUGCUCAUGCUGAUGAAGUAAUUCCAGUAAUCAUGUUAUUUUGAUGGCCUUUUGUGACGUCCCUGUGGUGAAAUCUCAGUGGAUUUUGACUCAGAUGCAAAAAUGAUCGUCUGUGAUUACAUGCACGUUUACAUUUGCUUCACUUUCUGUACAGCAAUGUCUUAUAUGUAAAAUUAUUUGGAUUAGAAACUUUUUUUCCUCAGGUGUUUAAGUCAGGUGCACUCUGUAUGAUUUUGGCACGGUUAAUAUUAAUAUGAUCACGUUCAUACAGUCUGACUAGCAGUACUGGGUAGUAAUUGAUUACAUGUUAUCUGCGUACAUGUACUUGUAAUUAGAUUAUAUUAAAAUCGUAAAAUGCUCAUAAAUCAGAUUACAGUUCCUUUUUUAUUGCUUAUGUGAUUACAUAUUAUUUACACAAUGGCAGUGAAUUUGUCAUCAUUUAUUGAUUGUCCCUAAUUCUUUUUCCCUCUUAAUUAAUCCUACUGUCUUUUACACCAUUUAGCUUUGACUAUAUUCACAGUAUAAAGUAUCCAUGUAAAUGUCAGGUAAACAACUU